Molecule: messenger RNA, 5875 nt
Organism: Odocoileus virginianus texanus
Lineage: Eukaryota; Metazoa; Chordata; Mammalia; Artiodactyla; Cervidae
Source: RefSeq, a predicted model, not a curated record
CGGGAACUAAGUCACCUUGUUUACCACUAUACACCCAGUGUUUAUGUUAAGUGUUCUCACAUGGAACAUACUUCAUACGCUGAGAUUCUGGCCUCAAACAGCCACCAAUUCCUUGCUCAUUAAAAAUAUGAGAUCUUAACAACUAACAGGCCACAUGGAGAAAGCCCAGGAGAUAAGAGGAAAUAAAAUGACCAGAUCUGCAGAGCAGGUUCUGGCUCAACUAAACCAUCAAGCUUUCUACUUUGGAAGAAGUAGAAAACAACCCAUCAACCAAUGUAUAGUACCCUGAUCACCAAGAAUGUGGGUCAAUAAACAUCUUGGAUUUUCACUUUUAAGUCAGUAGCUCCUUUUCACUGGGGAAAAAGAGAAGGGGAAAAGGUGGUCAAAUUUCUCCCUUAAGUAUCUAUUAUUCUGCAUACAAUUUAAAGGCGUGCAAAAAACACAAAACCCCCACAAAUCUUCUGAAGGCUGUUCAUGGUCCACAAGGCCAAUAAACUCAAGUUAAGAAUCUCUGGUUUAUGGAUCUAUUGUACAAAUCUUGAGACCUCUAAUCUUUAUCAUCAUAUUUAGCUCCUGAUAGAUCUGAUCCCCAUCCUUCUCUCUGCAAAAAGGCAACACACGGCAAUAAAGGUGUCAGUAGUCAACGGUUGAAACCAAUCUUUACAGUAACGCCUGUGCUAUGCUUUCAAACUUGGGAAACUCUGGCACUUCUCUGUGACUGGGAUAUUCUAGCCUCUCAAUUUACACCUGUUUUAUACCAUAUUAGCUUUUCAGGAUCCCCUCCUGAAACAUUCUCUAAUCCCACCAAGAAUGUGGAAACGUGCUAACUUGGUGGCCGCAGCUCCUAGCUGACUGCUUUGGCUUCGUGGUCGCUGGAUUUCCUGCACAGGGCUUCAGGUGCCUGGAAGGGCUUGGGUGAAGAUGUCUUUCAUAAUGACUACUAUUGAUCUGAAAGACAUCCAACUGAGAAGACUUUCAAACCUAGCUCAAUCCACGUGGCUACUCCUCACUCCAUUUUACCAAAGGCUUUCAGUUUCAUCUUAUUGACCUCCCCAAAGGAACUAAGUGGACAACCUGAGAAAAAUUGAAGUUCAAUGACGUCACACAAAAGCCAAGGUCUUUGACAUGACCUCGAAUCUGCUGAACCAAAUAGCACUAGCUUAAUGGUCCCAGUUGCCUCAGGGAAAAAACGGCAACCUUCUAAGGCCCCAAGACAGGUGAUCAUCUGAGCUCCAAAGCCGAGAACGGAGAGAACACCUUCCCUAUCCAGUAAAGUUACAGGGAAGGCCGAGCCUGGCGCUGUAGAAAUAACUUCCGCCUAGAAAAAAGUGUCGUCACAGAGGCGAGCUUCCGGUUCCACUCUGUCCCGUGGACCGAGACCUUUUAUUCCAGUUGGCAGUCGUCCACACCGCAAGGCUACCCCACCCAGCUGCUCCCUCGGGUUUCUCCACACCCUGCGGAGCCGUUCGCACGUCUCGGGGGUGUGACGGUUACGUGGCGACGUCACUUGGGAGAACGCUGCAAAGCGAGUAGCGUACCCGUGAUCUUGCGGGACCGGAGCCUUGUCGCGGAAGAGCGCGCCGAGCGCGUGGAGGCGGAACUAAUUUAUGACUGACGUCCACAUCCACUUACUGCCGUUCUGAUUCCUUCUCAAAUAAGCCAAUGAAUGCGACGACGGAGACGGCAACGUGCCCUCGCCGCCAGAAGUGGCUCCGCCCCCUCCACUAGGGAGUGGAGCAACGGCUGUGGUCCAAGCAGCAUAUUGUGCCCCUAAAAAGGAGAAGGUGGCAAUCAAACGGAUAAACCUUGAGAAAUGUCAGACUAGCAUGGAUGAACUCCUGAAAGAAAUUCAAGCCAUGAGUCAGUGCCAUCAUCCUAAUAUUGUGUCUUACUACACAUCUUUUGUGGUAAAAGAUGAGCUGUGGCUAGUCAUGAAGCUGUUAAGUGGAGGUUCUGUUCUAGAUAUUAUUAAGCACAUUGUGGCAAAGGGGGAACAUAAAAGUGGAGUCCUGGAUGAAGCUACCAUUGCUACAAUACUCAAAGAAGUGCUGGAGGGUUUGGAAUACCUGCAUAAAAAUGGACAAAUUCACAGAGAUGUGAAAGCUGGCAAUAUUCUUCUUGGAGAAGAUGGCUCGGUACAGAUUGCAGACUUUGGAGUUAGUGCUUUUUUAGCAACUGGUGGUGACAUUACUCGAAAUAAAGUGAGAAAAACCUUUGUUGGAACCCCUUGCUGGAUGGCGCCUGAAGUUAUGGAACAGGUUCGUGGUUAUGAUUUCAAAGCUGACAUCUGGAGUUUUGGGAUCACAGCCAUUGAACUGGCCACGGGGGCAGCUCCUUAUCAUAAGUAUCCGCCAAUGAAGGUUUUAAUGCUGACACUGCAAAAUGAUCCUCCUUCUUUGGAAACUGGUGUUCAAGAUAAAGAAAUGCUGAAAAAAUACGGAAAAUCAUUUAGAAAAAUGAUUUCAUUGUGCCUUCAAAAAGAUCCAGAAAAAAGACCAACAGCAGCAGAACUGUUAAGGCACAAGUUUUUCCAAAAAGCCAAGAAUAAAGAAUUUCUUCAAGAAAAAAUAUUGCAGAGAGCACCAACCAUUUCUGAAAGAGCUAGAAAGGUUCGGAGAGUACCAGGUUCCAGUGGCCGUCUUCAUAAGACAGAAGAUGGUGGCUGGGAGUGGAGUGAUGAUGAGUUUGAUGAAGAAAGUGAGGAAGGAAAAGCAGCAAUUUCACAACUCAGGUCUCCCAGAGUGAAAGAAUCAUUAACAAAUUCUGAGCUGUUUUCCACAACUGAUCCUGUGGGUACUUUACUCCAAGUUCCAGAACAGAUUUCUGCUCAUCUACCUCAGCCAGCAGGGCCGACGGCUGCGCAGCCCACUCAAGUCUCGCUGCCACCCACUGCGGAGCCAGCGAUAGCAGCCCAGGCUCUGUCUUCAGGAGCAGGUUCACAAGAAACCAAGGUCCCAAUCAGUCUAGUACUAAGAUUACGGAAUUCAAAAAAGGAACUAAAUGAUAUUCGAUUUGAGUUUACUCCUGGGAGAGACACAGCGGAGGGUGUCUCUCAGGAACUCAUUUCUGCCGGCCUCGUCGAUGGAAGGGAUUUAGUCAUAGUGGCAGCUAAUUUGCAGAAGAUUGUGGAAGAACCCCAGUCAAAUCGAUCUGUCACCUUCAAACUGGCAUCUGGUGUCGAAGGCUCAGAUAUUCCUGAUGAUGGUAAACUAAUAGGAUUUGCCCAGCUCAGCAUCAGCUAAAACAGAGCCCUGGAAGAGGCAGCUGAAGGAGAUUCCACACAUGCGUGUCUCUGUUGCUUCUGUUGGCCUAAACCCACUACUGCCAAAGAACCCAGCAACAAACCUCCCAGCUAGGAGCUUUAGAGGUCUUUCUUUUAUGUUUUUCCUGCCAUCAUCCCUGCUUUUUCCCACAGGGAAAGAAAAGUUGGAUCACCAGUGGCCAGCAUCCCUUUUAAAGAGUUCCGUUAGUAAACUUACUGCACGCAUCCCCUGUCUUCCUCCAUCUGAGAAGUGGCCCGGGUGCCUCAAGGCCCAGGAGGGAGGUCUAUCAGCUCAUCUUGCCUUACUCCAGUGAUGGCGCUGGGUGGAAAGUAGCAGCUCUAUUGGGCUUCCUCAUCCUGCUUCUUCUCCCACACCAGACGGGAUGUGGGCAUCUUGGGAUAUCUCUUUACCACUGAAGUAGCAAUUAAAAGUUGAUUGUUCAGCUGGAGCCCAGAGAAUUUAGUUUAGUGAUUUUUUUUUUUUUUUGUAUCUGAUAUGAAUUCUAGCAACCUUCGUUAGGAAAAAGCACAGCCUCAGAAGGAGGCAACCUAAACUGUGUUCUUGUUUUGUUGAUGAUGUUUCUAAGCGUUUUGCUGAAGCUGCUCUCAGGCACCCCUCUUCAUUACUUGCUCCAGAAAGGGUUGCUCGCCUUAACUUCAGCUGGUGCAAAACAUCUGACUGUAAUCGAACUUCAGCCAUCGGACCCUUCAAAGCGGAACUUUGGACUGUUUUUAGGGAAGAAAAUCACAUAACGGCUAAUAAACGAGAGUUACCCCAGCAGUGGUGUUUUGAACAGGAAAAAAUCAUAACUCAUAUCAGUGUGGAAGUAUUUAUUUCAGAUCUUAAACAACUGAAGAAAACUACUCCUUGAUCCUCCCGUGAAAAUCAGUUUGCCUGGCCUCCGAGUCAUGAGGAAAUGCAAGGCUGAGAUCUCUACAGCAAUAAAGGAGAGUCGCCCUAGGCCCCAGAGGCCUGCCUUCUGCCCCCUCUCCUGCACUGGCCCUUAGGAGGGGUCCACACUUCCGUGUGCUGAACCUGACCCAAGAUGGAACGUGAAACCACAUGUGCCGUGACUUUUAGGAUUUAUGAGUAGACAGUGUUUGUUUGAUUUUCUACAGAAAUAAUAUAAAUUAUUCUUUAGGUUUAAAAAAGAGCACUCAUAAUGCAAUAUGUGAAUCACCAGUGGGGUUGAUUUUUUUUUUUUUCCUACUGUUUCACAGUCAGCCUUUAUCUAACUGCAGAUUAGCCCUAACAAGUUUUACAAAUGAAAGAGAUCCUCAAUCUGGCCUUAAAACAACACAAAAAGAUGGGCUUUGGCCCCAGUGAAAGGGGAGAGCUGCCUCUUACAGAAUCAGUUGAUCCCUUUCCAUCUUUGUUGGUCUGUGAAUAACAAGAUUGCUUUACCUAGUUUUUUCUUGGAGCACCUCUGAAAGCUUUCCCCACAACUGACUUGUUACAGUUUUAAUUUCAUUCUGAGCUCAUAGUUUUAAUCUUGGGCUUUCUUCACCGGCCCUGGAUACAGAGGCAUGUUGGGAAAGGGGUGGGUGUUGGAGAGGAAGGGAGGGAAUGGUUUGGUAUGAGAGGGUUGGGAGGAAAAUAGAUCAGAGGAUCAGAUGCCAGAGUCCUGGCAGGAUUGGUCAAAGGAGGGAGCCUGUUGAGCCUGGAGACAGGAGAUUGAUCAGCUUGAUGGACAGAUAUUUAGCUUUUCUUUUUUCUUUUCUUAGAAGAGAGUUGAGGGGGAAAGGACAGGAAGGUAGGAAUAAGUUUAUGGAAAAGAUGUAGUGUCCCCUUUGGCACAAGACUAGGGGCUUAACCUUAGAGUCUGUAUUUUUGUUUCAAGUAAGCCCUUCAUAGUCUGCUUAUUUCUGAAUCCAGAGGGUAGUGGCAUCACUCUGUUCUAGCUUUUUUUGGAGGUGAUCAAAAGCCCAGGCUGGAAGUAAGCAGCAGCCCAUCUCCUUGUUGAGUUUCUCCUGCUGGCCAUUACCUGUGAGCUGCAGUGGGACAGGCAUGACCUUUGAACUGAAGUGGGCUGGGGCUUUCUCUUUCUUUUCCAUCCAUCUUUUGCCCUGCUGGGAAUUAGGAGCCAGACACCAAGCCCCAGGACAGUGUUACUUCUUCUUUUGCAUGAUGUAUGGUGGACUCCCUUUGCUGGUAUGUGCAGUGAUGCUGAAAAAAAAUGAGUGAACAGAAACUUCGCAGGUGAGACAGCACGUGACCUAGUGAGCAAUCUCGCUCCUUCCUGGGAGUGGUGGUCCAGGAUACACCUCUCUCCCUAGACCCCUAGGAUCUCCUGGGUCCUGGGGUAGGGACUAACUUAGCACAAGGUAACAUGUGCCAAUGCUAUUUGUAAAAUGUAUGGUCUUUCUAAAUGAUUCAUGGAUUUGUUUGGGAUUUUUUGCUUAAGUUGUGAACCAAAUCCUAGAGCCAGCUGACACUCUUAAUAAUCUGGAGGACAGAAUAAUGGUAUAUCAAUAAAUGGCGGUUCCUCCUUAUGACAUAUGCUAGAUUAUGGAAGAUGUAAAAUAUUUGACUUCCCCUCCCCCCCCCUUUUUUUUGACUUUGUACUUUGCUGCAUGUUUCAUUCAUUUUUAAUCAAUAAAGAAUAAAUUGUC